Alternaria burnsii is the source of this 3201-nucleotide messenger RNA. RefSeq lists its product as uncharacterized. Bases 1 to 3201 code for a protein of 1066 amino acids. The record is from RefSeq and is a predicted model, not a curated record. NCBI's taxonomy places the organism in Eukaryota, Fungi, Ascomycota, Dothideomycetes, Pleosporales, Pleosporaceae. The transcript has 2 exons.
AUGGCCAGUUUUGGCAAAUUGACGAACGCUAUCAUGCAUAUAGCCCAGGAAAACACAGCAGCACUGGUCAAUAUCAAUCUGGAUUUCUCCAUGCUCAGAUUCGAAGCUCCCCCGGAAUUUAUGGGGUUGUGCUCGAGCCUCUCGCCAAAGCGCAAAGCUGAAGCAGAGGACGGCAUGAUACACAGCACAGCUCGGAAACUACUCGCCCUUUUUGCAUCAGAAAUUCCCGUUGUCCCUGAGUUAGUUGAAGCAUAUGGGAAGAGAGCCAGUGAGAUAGCGACAUCAGAAAAGACGGUUGUUUCCAAGGAAAGUGCUAACGGGGCUUUUGCGGACUACAUUGGUGCAGAUGGUACAAGUAUUUUGGCUGCGGCGACUUCCGGCGAUGGGGCUGUGACGAUGCACUUACUUGCAUGCCUGCUGGCCCGCAUGUGGAAAAGGACACAAGCAGUCUCCAUCUGGCAGGAGCUUGUUCAGCAAAGGAAAUCCAUCCUGAGUCAAAAGGUGGCUUCAUCUACGAUGCUACACGCGAACGAACUAGCUGCGUCUAUGAUCCAUAUUGAGAGAAAACAGCUGGAUGAAUGGGACGCCAGUGCAAGGGCGUGGCUUCAAUAUGCAGACAGUGUCAAGAAAGUCGAGCAAACGAAUUUGAGACUGGUGAUCGAUGGGGCGAAUCUGCCAGUAUCCCGAGAUAAAGAGCUAUAUUCCUCCGUGAUGGCAGUCUGGAAGCAUGCGAUGAAGGCAAUGAAUGAUUUGAUCCUCGGACGUCCUCAACGUAUCAAUGAUGGCGACGUAAUGUUAGGUCUUCUUUCCUGGCACCUCUAUCCAGACAUGACUGUCUUAGGGGUGGGAACUCGGACUUACCAUGUGCCUCAGCAGGACGGAUUGAUCGCACCUGGAGGGAUGAUUACAGUAGGCAUGGGGCGCAGGGAAGGAUGUCCAGACGAGGCCAUCUAUUGGUCUCUUCCACUCGCCCAUAUGCGAUUCUACGGGAACGCGGUCAACGCAGAGCGUCGCCAUGGCUUAAAAGAUUCUCAAGUCUCCUAUGCAGACUUCCGUUAUGUUAUACUUGGGAGUGUGCUGUCUUCGUGGGAUAUUGAGAAGAAUGAUCUCGAUCUUGCGAUGCAGUUUAUCAUUCUGCUUGGUGAUUCUAUGAUUACCAACAGACCUCCCCAAAGAGUGGCGGAAGCUAAACGCCAGUUGAAUUGGUUAGUUUCAUUGGCAGAGUGUUGUAAGAGUUUCCAACGAGCGAGCGAGUUCGAGAAGAAGCACGGAAUGGCUCUCAUCAUGUUUGGCAUUCGCCGUUGUCCAAAGUUUUUGGCAAACCAUGAGAAUCAUCCGCUUCCUCUCUUCGGCCUAACAAACACGAAGUGGCUUAUGGAUCUGGUCAACUUCCCUACCACCGAUGUGACACAGCGCCGAAUUGACUUUCUCAGAUGGUGGGCUCAUAACCAUCCAGACAGAUCCAGCCUCAAGGGGAGUGUCAUUCGAUACAGACCUAUGCGGCAUGUUGCUGAAGAACCAAGCAUCACACUAGCUGGAUUCCUUUGCACUUCUGUAUUCAUCACCAGCAAGCAAUCUGGACACAAAAGACGUCGAAUCGAGAACUUCACCUUUGGCAAUCAAGGACACCGAAUCUGGGCAGCUGACAACGAGUACAAAUCCCUCGAACAAGCUAGUGCUUUCGAUUAUCUGGAAUCUGCAGAGAUGAAUGGCACAUUCUUAGACCCUUCAUCGCUUCGAACAGUACCUGGGCUCCGAGAGCACGGCACAGUCAAGCUCCCACCAGAUCAAAACAUGUGCGAACAGGAGUACGAGUUUGUGUGUGGCGAUGAACUCAGGGCUGCUCUUUACCGGCCUGUCAAACACGAUAAACCUCAACUCUCGCGGAACACAAUAACGCUUGCUGGGCUUCUUCAACUCCACAAAGACGGAUUCGUCAAGGUGCCAAGACUGACUCGACGGUUACAACUUCAGGCAGCCCUCCAUGACCACUUCUACAGAAGUCUGGAGGCUUUGAGUUCUGUAGAAGAGAUAUACGACGGUUUACCUGGGGCCUGUAUCGAUUUGCGAGUAACAUCGCAACCCGCACCGGAGUCACAUUGGUCCGCUCUUUUCCGAAAACCUGAACGUAAAACGCCACCUCCAAGUCCAAUAACUCGCGCCUUCACUGUUGUGGCGUUCUUUGAGACUGGAGAGAUCCAGCUAGAGCCGCACAAGUUGGAAGGAGUACUAGCACUAUCACACAACAACUCAAUAUUUGUGGCAUCGCAAAUGUUGGAAGAUCCCACAAAACUCAGUUCGAAGCACCUCAUCACGCGAUUGACAGGCAAUAUCGGUAGGCCUGGAUUCGCGCUAUUGAUACCGCCGAACGACCCUCGUAUGCAGAAAUAUGAUUUCAACAAGUACGUUGUGGAGUACGAGCCCUUCAAUGGGGAUCUUGUGGACAGUUUCUCGGCCACGUCUCUUCAUCUGUCUCUUACCGGAUAUGAGCUUCCACUAGACGUCGAACCCCGCGGUAACCGUGACUCGGAAGCAUACUUCGUCGAAACGAACGUCUCUGUGUACGAUGGUGGCGAAUGGGUGGGAGACGUUGACAUUAUGAAGGCGCAGAGAACAUGGCUGCGUUUUGGAAACUGCCAUCACAAUGCCGAGCAACGGAAGCAGAAGAACCAUCUUCCAAAUAACAUGCAGGCCGUCGAUAGCUGGAGAGCCUUUCUAGACGCACCAGUUGGAGCUGGUGUUCUUCGUGCUUUUGGAAAUCCAAUGGCCCGACUUGCAGCGGCGACUUUGGCGGUGCAGAAGGGUUACAACUUCCACAUCCUAGGGCCAGAUCCUUGCUGGAAAUGCGUACAGCCCGAUGUAUUUCCACGCCAGCCAAGCUACAUUGGUUCUCAGAGAGGUCUUCAGGGGUAUUUCUCUAGCUCAGAACAUGCCUCCGAAGAGGCCAGUGAUAUUGAUACUGGAAAGGAGGCCGACAAGGUUGCAAACGAUUGCAGUGAUGAAUCUGGCUUUGAUAGUUCGGACGAAGAUGACUUGGAAAAACGACCUGAGGGCCUCUACAGUGCGGAUAUCGGAGACGCUCCAGCAGAUUAUGACGCCCAGGAGCUGUUCCCAGAUCUAGAACCCAUCUCCGAGACUGACGAAAUGCCAACCAACGUUCUCGGAACAGAUUUUGCUGUAGACGUCAUCUUCAUCUGUUAA